UUUGAAAUAUACACCACUUAGACGGAUUUACUUUCGAUUUGACGAUAUUAUUUUAUACCUUUGAUAACGUUAGAUUGGCAGAGUAGUUAACGCGCUUUAAACUAUGGACGUUUACGAUGUUCAAUGUAGCAUGACGCGAAAAUAUAUAUCUUUAUAUUUCAUCUACUUAAUUGUACACUAGUUACUAGUGAUACGACAUACGUGCCGAAUGAAAUGUUGAAUAUUUAUUUCCAAUAGACGCCGACUCAAAUGGUUUUAACUUGAAAGCUCAAAGACGCAGUGCAUUAACAGAUAUUGGUCUGAAUACGAGAGAGAAAGAGCAUUAACGCAACAACUAACGGAUUAAAACGGACCUACACUUAUUAACGCUGUUUCAGCAGAAACAUAUACAUGUACAUAAUGGAAGCAAAACGUAAACAAAUACGUGAUAAAUUUCGAAAUCUGAAGUCGGGGGCAGAGAUGAAGGGCAUGAAAGCAGAGGAGAUCAAACAGACUUUAAUAGCAACAGGCGCCCAAAGCGCGCCAUCCAAACAGUCGGGUCUGGAGUGCGAUUCUGGGAAAAUUGUUAGCCUUCUACGGCUUGACUCGAAGCCCGCGCUGAAAGUCCGACAGGUCCUAAGGAAGCAUCUGUUGAAGGUGUUUCUAGUGGUCGGCGUCGUCAGUGCCGUCGGCGGCUAUUUCUUCAAGGAGACGCUGAUCGAAGCACUCGGCAUCAGGGAGGAGCGAUGCGUGCUAAACAACAACAAUUUCGUAAUGGAAGUCGCUCGUCCAAUCCUGAACUGUAACAUGUGCGCGGGAGUCACCCGCAUCCCUAUCGAGACCGACAUGACUUCGGAGGUCUUCAUCCGGAAAUUCGCCUACAGCGGAAUUCCGGUGCUCAUAAAGGGCGCCAUCGCUAACUGGACGGCCAUGGGCACUUUCAGUUUUCAGUUCUUCAAGAAGCUAUACACGGAGACGGAAGGAGCGCUGGAUGCGGUAGAGAACGAGUGUCAGUUCUUUCCCUACAAGACCGACUUCGACACUCUCGGCGAUAUGUUCAACAUGUCAGAGGCACGUGCGAACUUCAGCGAGGGGGAAAAGACGUGGUAUGUCGGAUGGAGUAACUGUGACAGCACUGUGGGGAAGAUCCUGCGGGAGCACUACCAGCGCCCCUUCUUCCUCCCACAGGACAGCGAGUCAAGCAUGCUUGACUGGAUCUUCAUGGGAGGAACCGGACAGGGCGCAUUUGUACACCUGGACUUUGUUGAGCGGCCGUCGUGGCAGGCGCAGAUUUCCGGCAAGAAGUCGUGGCGGAUAAUCCCCGUACCCGAGUGUGAGACCGUCUGUACCGAAAUGAACGUCACCGUCCAUAAAGGAGAUAUAUUUGUUUUCGACUCAAAUCUUUGGUACCACUCUACUAAAGUCGAGCCAGGGGAGAUAAGCAUAACAAUUGGAUCUGAGUAUGACUAGGUAGAAGCGGUCGAUGGUUGAUCUGGUUUUCUACGCCCUGGUGGCAGCGAGCAAUUUUGCGAGAACGGAUUUAUACGACCUUCAGAAAACAAAAAAUCUAUUUUAAUACAACCGAAACCUGUCAAUUCAUGUUAAUUGACUGUCGAUCAACUUUAUGUCACCAUAUUCUGUUCAACAUCCUUUUUGGCAUGCACUACGUUUAUGUAUGAACUGAUUGUCAAUACAUUUAUAUUUCAUUUCGGGAGCGUAGUGCUGUAUGUUAAUGAAUUGUCUUUAUGUACCCUUUUGGAUGCGGACUAGUGUACGUGAACUCAUUAAAAAUAAUGAUAAUAAUUACACCAAGAAAAUAGAUCCCGUUAUUAUUGUUAAAAGCCACAAUUGUCGUCACCUAUUUUUUUCAUUUAAUGCAAUAAUUUAUACGUACUUAAUUCUUGGAGUAGGGAAUUGCCUAGAGUUUAAGAUCACUAAAAUAAAUGAGUUGCUCUUUCAAUGGAAAGCAAUAUCAAAGACCUAUACAAUGAAUUGUAUAGGUCUUUGGUAAUAUGAAUGUCUUUUAAUUGCUAGGCCCCACAAACACAGUUUGAACGGGGAUAUACCGGAGUCACCUCUUUGGUUAGUCUGUUUGUUGUAUGUUAAUAUUUCUAGUCUAUCAAUGUUAUUCUAUGCUAUUUGUUCAAUUCAGAUGAAACUUCUCACAAAAAAUCUUAAUCUUUAUUUUCAAAACAAGUAGGUUUAACAUUAAUAAUGGCGGACUGGCGGCCAUCUUGAUAAAAAUGUUGGUAAUUAUAGCUACUUUUUAAAUUGUGUUCAAUUUACAUGAAUGUGUGGCUGACUAGAGAGGAUUUUGUCAAAGGGACUUUUAACACAUUUAUGUAUAUUUUAUCAAUCUUUUUAUUGAGCUGAUAAAGAAUAAGUGUCUUUUUGGAUACAAAUCAAAAUGGCCAACUUGCGACUAUCUUUUAUUUAAGUUCGUUAUAUUUUUUUCCUUUCGACAUACGCUACACAACUUGGCACACGUUUUGGUCUGAAUGAGGCGAUGUGUCUCGCGCAAGAACCAGUGUGUUAUCUCUAUCCUUAAUAUCAGUUGACAUUGACGAUGAAAACACAUAAUUUAUCAUGCAAAGCCUCUUUUUUUACAUCUGUAUGCCAAAGCGGUAUUCGGACGUGCAUCUUAAUCGCACUUAUUGAUAGCUUAUGUUUGUUAUUCUUAAUAUUUGGUACAUGGGUUAUAAAAUAUGUUGAAAUAAAUAACUAUAAAAAUG
Dreissena polymorpha is the source of this 2711-nucleotide messenger RNA. RefSeq lists its product as uncharacterized. NCBI's taxonomy places the organism in Eukaryota, Metazoa, Mollusca, Bivalvia, Myida, Dreissenidae. The transcript is spliced from 5 exons. The record is from RefSeq and is a predicted model, not a curated record. The coding region runs from base 391 to 1449 and encodes 352 amino acids.